AUGUCAGAGUCUGAGGCCAAGAUAGAGGCCGCUACAGCCUCGGCUGUUUCUACUAUCAUAUCUUCUGAUGUCGAUGAUAACUAUGAGUUCUUCUUGCAACAUAGGGGCCUUGAAUAUACCCCGGAAGAGGAAAAGAAGGUAUUGCGAAAGAUAGACCUGCACUUGAUUCCGAUACUCUUCUUCAUUUACUUGCUACAGAUUAGUUAUCCUCCAACGUUGACUGAUCUUUAUCUUGAUAAAAACAGCAUCAAUUUCGCUUCAGUGUACGGCCUCAAGACAGGAACCGGACUUACCGGAUCGGACUAUUCGUGGCUCAGCUCAAUCUUCUACUUCGGCUACCUGAUCGCGCAAUACCCAGCUGGACUAGCGAUGCAAAAAUUACCCGUCGGAAAAUUCUUAGCAAGCACAACAAUAGUAUGGGGCGGCCUCCUAAUGACAACGCCAGCAUGUCAUAAUUUUGCGGGAAUCGCUUCCAAUCGAUUCCUCCUCGGCAUGGUCGAAGCAGUUGUGAACCCAGGCUUUGUACUUUUAAUGAGUAUGUGGUACAAAUCGCGUGAACAGCCCCUACGCCUGGAAGCCUAUUACUGCACCAAUGGAAUUGCAACCAUGUUUGGCGGGCUACUUGGAUAUGCCAUUGGACAUAUCACUACAGGAUUACCUCGGUGGAUGUAUGUAUUCCUGAUUUUUGGUGCAAUUUCCCUCGUUAUCGGUAUCCUGGCAUUGUGGCUUCUCCCGGAUCUCCCAUCAACGGCCAGAUUUCUCAACGAUCGCGAGCGGGCUAUUGCUCUGGAUCGUAUUGCGGGAAACAGACAAGGUGUGAAGAACCAUCAGUUUAAAUGGGAUCAGGUGUGGCAGGCGGCCCGUGAUCCAAAGACAUGGCUUUUGUUUAUUAUGGCUAUUGGUGCGCAGGUACCGAACUCGGCACUGACAAGUUUUACAUCAAUAAUUGUUGAGUCUUUUGGCUUCGACACACUCGGAACCCAAUACCUUCAAAUCCCUGGCGGUGCAGUCAAUUUCCUGACACUGAUUAUUGGUGGCUUCAUAGCGACAAAAUACGAUGGAAAGUUCCAUUCCCGAAGUGCCUGCAUGAUCUUUGCCAAUCUGACAUGCAUCAUCGGAUCUGCGCUCCUGGUCGGUUUAUCGGACUCCAAUAAAUGGGGCCGGUUGGUCGCGCUCUGGCUAUGCUACUUCCAAGGACUGGGAUUUAGCAUGAGUUUGACGAUUGUUAGUUCGAAUAUUGCGGGCUAUACGAAGAAGCAGGUUACCGGCGCUUUGUUGUUCACCGGGUAUUGCGUUGGAAAUAUUAUUGGCCCGCAGACUUUCAAGUCAAGUGAGGCUCCGGGGUAUCAUAGCGCUUAUAUUGCCAUGCUUGUUGGAUACACGAUUAAGCUGACUGCUAUUGUUGCGCUGUACCUUUAUAUGUACUUUGAGAAUAAGCGUCGGGAUCGCCUUGCAUUUGAGAGUGGUGAUCUGGAAGAUGAUGGCGUGGAAGCCGGAAUGCUGGACCAAACAGAGAUUGACAACAAAAAGUUUCGAUAUGUGCUGUAA
This is a messenger RNA of Penicillium longicatenatum, 1548 nucleotides long. Its product is annotated as putative MFS transporter. Gene Ontology annotation, biological process: allantoate transport; dipeptide transport; tripeptide transport. Lineage: Eukaryota; Fungi; Ascomycota; Eurotiomycetes; Eurotiales; Aspergillaceae. Gene Ontology annotation, cellular component: plasma membrane. Bases 1 to 1548 code for a protein of 515 amino acids. The transcript has 8 exons. Gene Ontology annotation, molecular function: allantoate transmembrane transporter activity; dipeptide transmembrane transporter activity. The record is from RefSeq and is a predicted model, not a curated record.